Labrus mixtus (cuckoo wrasse) is the source of this 8059-nucleotide messenger RNA. RefSeq names its product ALK receptor tyrosine kinase (gene alk). Lineage: Eukaryota; Metazoa; Chordata; Actinopteri; Labriformes; Labridae. Gene Ontology annotation, molecular function: ATP binding; transmembrane receptor protein tyrosine kinase activity. The coding region runs from base 799 to 6153 and encodes 1784 amino acids. The record is from RefSeq and is a predicted model, not a curated record. The transcript has 29 exons. Gene Ontology annotation, biological process: regulation of cell population proliferation; positive regulation of kinase activity; protein phosphorylation. Gene Ontology annotation, cellular component: signaling receptor complex; membrane.
UUACGGCUGAGCUGAGCGCGCCCCAGACGCGUCCGGAACGGCGGAAGCUCCAGCGCUGACUGCUGAAGGGUUUUUCGCAUGGGAGUCGUAUUCGGAGGAAACGGCUUGUGUUGACGUCAAAUGGAUGUGUGAAUGACUCUACCGCAUGUGCUGGCAUGACACAAACGGGACCGGAGCUGCCAGCUCUGACCAAUUCAUCGCCAGAAUCCUCAGCAAACAAUUAACCUGCGAGACUGCCGCCGGGCUUUCCAAUUAGCCCAGACUGUAAGAUAUGAUUGUAUUUUAAACUUUAAUUGAUGCUCGGUUGCUCCAAACUCGUUGUGCAUUCAUGAUUUAGUUGUGAGGAGGAGAGAGAGGGACGCUGCUGCAUCCCGCUGCUGACAGAGAGACCACUUGUACCGCCGUCACAACUGUGCCAAGAGACAGGGAGUCUUUGAAAGCCACCGGAGCGGACCCGACCGGCAUAUCAAUCAGCGUCCCGGAGUGCGGCUCGCUGCGUUGAAGGCAUUGUCUUUAACGGCUGUGCGUGAGAGUGGGUCCGUGUGUGCGUAAGUGAGGAGCAGAGAGGGGGGAAAUGACACUUUUUUUUUCGUCAGCUGCAACAGUCAGUGGCAAACAAAUGUGAAAACCCAGUUUGCCUCGUCUUGCCACGGAUGCGCACCGGCGAAGAGGCGCAGGACCCGCAGGAUCAUCGAUUCACACUUUGAGAUCUUGCGCUGCAGAGCGGAGGGGAAGCGGGGGAACACUUGGAUUUAGGGGGUGCUUCUUCCCAAACGAAAUACUGAAAAUUAUUUCACCAUGAACCCCAGGAUGUUGUAUUUGGUUGUUUGUUCUGCGGCAUUUUUCGCGGGGCUGCAGUGCGCCUCGCCAAGGACCACAGCGGGGAUGGAUCUCCCCACGGCCGGCUUCAGCAACAUCAGCAGCAGCAGCAGCGGCGGCGGCAGCAGCAGCAGCGGGGAAACGGGGGGCAAAAGAGACUUGAACCAAACCAUAAACUCCAGGCUCAAGAGAAAAACGCUAGCUGUAGAUUUUGCGGUCCCCUCUCUUCUGCGCUAUUACCUGGCGGAGUUCAUCAAGAGACCCCUGAACGGAGACUGCCAGACUUUUAGCGGAUGUUAUAUGGUGCGCGCAAACUUGAAAAUGCAUUGCAUACCCUUGCAGAAAACCAUAGCUACUUAUGUGGACCCCAAGUUUGCUACGGACUCUGCACUGAGGAACGUGUCUGCUGGUGGACAGCUCCCCUUCUUCCAUAAGCGGCCGCUGUCCAAAGUUCUGAAAUUGGGCUUAACGAAAGCGAGCAGGAAAUCAAACCAAGUUGUGGUGGAAAUAGGAGAGGAUAUAGUGAAGACGGGAUGCGGGGGGCUCUCUGUGUACGAGGAGGCCCCGGUGUUAACGCUGGAAAUGGACCUCACAACUAUUCUGGAGUGGUGGUUAGGUGCAGAUGGGGGCCGGCUCAGGGUCCGGCUCAUGCCCGAGAAAAAAGCGCAGGUGCCCGGGAUAGAGGAUCGUUACACCGCGGCUAUACGCGCUGCAGACCCCCGCCUCUACCUUCAGAUAUCCUCUAGGGGUGAACCUUUGGCCGGUAGUAGGACUGCUGCUGGCAUUCCUAGGGGGUACUGGAGCUUCUCCUGGGUAGCCGAGGACGACCUGAGCUUUCCCAAUGACUCUGUGCCAGCGUCAGCAGAUCACCGCUGCCCUGGCAGCAACAGCAGAACAUGUGAGCAGCACCUGGAGGAAACCCCAGAGUUCACAUGGAGCAUAGUGGUUGCUGGCGACCUGCGGGAGCAAAGAAACGAGAAAAUGGAAAAGAAGGCGGGAAGCCCCCAGGGGUGGGAGGAAGGUAAGAACGAAGGUCAGUUCCUCUGGGUGAACAGUUCAGCUUAUAGUGGCCCCUGGGUGCUGAGUCCUUGGCUGUGGGGGGGCCCGAGUCCAUGUAGCCUGGACAUGGCAGUGUUCCUCCAUCCGAGGCAGAGUGGACAGUACACCAUAUGGCUCAUUGAGCGAGACAAACCGCCGCUCGCCCUCUCCUCCACUGAUACACUACCACGCAUCACAGGCUGGGCAGUGGUCCACCUCACCCUCGGGACCCACGGAGGAUCAGCUUUUCGGGUUUCAGCCAGCUACGAUCAACGGAUUCCACAGGAUGAUGCAGCAACCAUCGAACCCCACUUCACCACAAACUGCACCAUGAUGUCCUCUCCCGGUCCCAACAUCACACUGGAGGGUCUCUACCACUGUCACCAGGGACCAGGGAUCCCACUGGAGAAGCUGUGCGAUUUCACCACUGAUUGUCCGCUCGGAGAUGACGAAGGCGAACGAUGUCGCCAAUUUCUCAACGGCAGCUACUGCUCUUUUGAAGAGAGCGAGUGCAGUUGGCAGUCGAUAACGGGCCGUGGUCACUCCUGGAGAAGAGUCCAGUCACCAUCCAAAGCUACCCGACAGAGCUGCCCUUCAUCAGGUGCUGCGUUCAGUGUGGAGGGAGGACAGUCCAAAGGCCACCGUGGCUCAGCGUUACUGAGGAGCCCUCUCUUCCCUCCUCCUCUGAGGAACUCCCGAUGCUCGGUGCGAUUCUGGCUGUGCUCAGGGGGAUUACAGAAGGUUUCACUGUCUCUGUGGAUCGUGGAGAACAGCACAGGCCCCGAUGAGCAGCGCAGACUGUGGCAUUCAGCCAGCGAACCAAAAUCUGAAAAGGGCUGGAAGCUCAUCAUACUGCCUCUUUACGGACUGGCAGACUGGUUCUGGCUGCAGUUCAGCACAGAAGAUGGACCUGGACCCGGUUCAGCCAUCUCUCUUGACAACAUCUCUUUUAGUAUGGACUGUUUCUUGGCAUCCAAUGGAGAGUAUCCACCGGUGGUCUCCAGCACAACCAAGCUGCCUUUUAAACCAACCGUCAGGACCACGCCCCCAUCCAUCGGAAGCCCUUUGAUGAACUACCCUGUCACAGAUUACUCCAAAAAAUGGAUUUUUCAUACCUGUGGAGCUGUGGGAGCUGAAGGCCCGACUCCCGCUCAGUGCCUCAAUUCCUACAGGAAUAGCAACGUCAACGUGACAGUCGGCACCCGAGGGCCCUUCAAAGGCAUUCAGAAGUGGCGAGUCCAGGAAACUGGCACUUACAGGAUAACAGCCUACGGUGCAGCUGGCGGGCGAAGCGUAUUGGCCAUGAGCAGGUCACACGGUGUUUACAUCACAGGAGACUUUCUGUUGAGGAGGGAUGAUCAUAUUUACAUCCUAGUGGGACAGCAAGGAGAUGACGCAUGCCCCAAUUCCAACGCCAUUCUGAAUAAGAUGUGCCUGGAACAGAGCGGCCCGAUGGUGAACAAAACACAAGUGAAAGGCGGCGGAGGAGGAGGUGGCGGGGCUACAUAUGUGUUCAAGUUUGACAAAGGAGUGUAUAUCCCCCUCAUCAUCGCUGCUGGGGGAGGUGGCCGGGGCUACAGCAGCCAAUCAGAGACCCAGCUGGAGCAGAUGGACUAUGACCCUAGCCAACCGGGACGCAAUGGGAAGUCCCACUCUGCAGGUGGAGGCGGAGGUUGGAAUGACACUGCUCCUGUCAGUCAGGGCGGUAGACCGCUGGUGCUGGGAGGCCAGGGAGGGCAGGCCUGUCAUAAGUUCUGGCAGACCCACGGUGGAUUCGGGGGUGGCGGUGGCGGCUGCAUAGCUGGGGGAGGCGGUGGAGGCUAUAGAGGUGGUAACACUUCCAUAGAUAACAACUCAAAACAUGACGGUGAUGAUGGAACGUCCUUCCUGGGCCCAGAGGGAACGCCAUUCCUCUACCCUCUGAAAGCUAUGGAUGGGGAAGGUGAGGUGAUCAUCAGUCCGGUGCAGAACUGCAGCCACUGUGAGAGCGGCGAGUGCCACGAGGUCAAGGACAAGGUCGUCUGCUACUGUGAUGAGGACCUUAUCCUGGCACCAGAUGGGGUGUCCUGCAUCAACGAAACAGAGGUGUCCCUGCUGCCCCCCCAGCCGUCUCUCUCCCACCUGGCUCUGGGUCUGUCUGUGGGCACCUCAGCACUCAUCGCCGCCCUGCUGCUGGCCGUGUCUGGAGUCAUGAUAAUGUACAGGCGCAAACACACAGAGCUGCAGUCUAUUCAGCUGGAGCUGCAGAGUCCAGACUGUAAGCUCAGUAAGCUGCGAGCCUCCACCAUCAUGACCGACUACAACCCCAACUAUUGCUUCGCUGGAAAGACGGCAUCGGUCAACGACCUGAAGGAAGUGCCACGGCGUAACAUCUCCCUCACUAGGGGUCUGGGUCAUGGUGCUUUCGGUGAGGUCUAUGAGGGUCUGGCUGUGGGGAUACCGGGUGAACCGAGUCCGCUGCAUGUGGCUGUCAAGACCCUCCCUGAGGUUUGCUCUGAACAAGACGAGCUGGACUUCCUCAUGGAGGCUCUAAUCAUCAGUAAGUUCAGCCACCAGAACAUUGUGCGUUGUAUCGGAGUCAGUCUGCAGGCCAUGCCACGGUUCAUCCUGCUGGAGCUGAUGACCGGUGGAGACUUGAAGACUUUCCUGAGGGAGACCAGACCCCGGCUGGAGCACCCGUCCAGCCUGAGCAUGGUGGACCUUCUCAACGUGGCCAGAGACAUCGCUAAGGGCUGCCAGUACCUGGAGGAGAACCAGUUUAUACACAGGGACAUUGCAGCUCGAAAUUGCCUACUAACCUGCAAAGGAUCGGGCCGCAUGGCAAAGAUUGGAGAUUUUGGGAUGGCCAGAGACAUUUACAGGGCAAGCUAUUACAGGAAGGGUGGGCGUGCCAUGCUGCCAGUGAAGUGGAUGCCACCUGAAGCCUUCAUGGAGGGCAUCUUCACAUCUAAAACAGACACAUGGUCAUUUGGGGUUCUGUUGUGGGAGAUUUUCUCAUUGGGCUACAUGCCGUAUCCGAGUCGCAGUAACCAGGAAGUGCUGGACUUCGUCACCAAUGGUGGAAGAAUGGAUCCACCUAAAAACUGCCCCGGGCCGGUGUAUCGUAUAAUGACUCAGAGCUGGCAGCACCAGCCUGAAGACAGACCCAACUUCUCAACUAUCCUGGAGAGAAUCGACUACUGUUUACAGGACCCAGACGUGGUGACCAUGCCACUGCCUGUAGAGUACGGACCCGUCCCUGAAGAGGAGGAGCGUGUGCCACUUCACCCUGACGACCCCUCAGCUCAGACCGUGCUGGUGAAGGCCCAGGUGCCUGAUGGGGAGGCUCCACAGCCGCCCCCGUCCUACCCUACAGACGAGAGCCGGAGAGGAGGCGAGCACGCCGUCAUCACGAGCACAGCACCAGAGGCUAAAGCACAGUCAGCCCAGCCGCAGCCAUGCCUCCACCAGCACCAGCAGCAGCCUCACACACAGACCUCUGUUGCCAUGACAACCACUAACACAGUCACCUGCACAGCCACCUCGACACUCACUGCCAAGGGACCUCACGUCACCACCCACCCUGGCCCUGAAGGGGGCCACGUAAACAUGGCUUUCACCCAGGGCCACCCACUGGAGAAGGAGGGCCACAACGGGAAGAACACCAGUCUCUGGAACCCAACGUACGGCUCCUGGUUCCUGCAGCAGAGGAAGCAGCAGCAGCAGCAGCAGCAGCAGCAGAGGCAGGGAGGGGUGGGUGGAACAUUAGGCAGCGGUGGCAGGGUGCCUGGAGAGGGGCAGGAGCAUGUUGGCCGUACUGUGGCUGAGGUGGCAGGAUCACUGGGUCUCCAGCAUCAGCACCAGCAUCAGCACAAGCAGUUCCAGCAUCAGCUCCAGCAGCAGCAUCAACUCCAGAUGCUGCACCAUCAGCAGCAGCAGCAGGGUCUUUGCAGACCUCUGUUACCUCCACCCCUGCCUCCUGCUGCCCAGUCCCCACUACUGUUAGACUCAGCCGCCCUGCCCCCGGUCCCCCUCUACAGACUGAGACGCUUCCCCUGUGGGAACAUCGGAUACGGCUACCAGGAACAAGGCAUGCCCCUGGAGAGUGCACACAGUAACCCCAACCCCCCUCCCCCCCAGCAGGGCACCUCCAUGCCUUCCUCAGUAGCCCACCAGAGGGGGGCCUCCAUUCCAACCUCAGUGUCCCUGGGUCGGUCGGGUAUUUCAGAGGACAGCCGUCCGCUGCUGGUCACCAUGGGAACGGUACAAGACCCCAGAUUGCCCAGGAUGGAGGGCCACAAUGCCACUGUGCUUUAGCCCAGAUGCCUGCUCCACUGCUCUUUUUCUGUCCCCGUCUCCCCUGCCGUCCCACCACUUUGGUUUCUUCCUCCAGCUGGGAAAGAAACAGAACAGAGUGAGUCCUUCAGUCUUUCCCACGAGAACCCUGGAGGUGUGUGAAACUCCAAAACGGAUGCUAAAGCACAUCAGAGAACUAAAAGAAGCUCUGGGAUGGAAAGUGCAGAGUUAGGCCUAGAUUUAAGAGUUCAAAAAAUGUAUUUUUUCAAUGCUGGAAGGAUCAUGACUGAAAGAGACUAUUUAGAAAAGGAGAGUUAAUGGUACAGAAAGAGAAACUUUCCAUCUGGAAGGGAUCAGGAGUGAGCACAGCGGAUUAAGUGUCUUGUGUAUGAGGAUGACCAAAAGGAGGAAUCAAAUCUCUAUAUUUUGCCAGACUUCAGACAAACUGUUACAAACUGAGGUGAGCAGUGUGACUGCAGCGACUGCAACGUUGUUUUCAGCUGCCCCGCUUCAUGUGUCUGUUCUCCUGCAGAAUCCUCACUGUUCCUGAUCCACAUCUUUUUGAAAAAGCGUGCGCUAAAUAACUUGUGUCAGACAAUUUUUUCAAGGAUCUCACAGAAUCUGACACUGGAUUUCCAGAGACAUUCAUACAAACAGACAAAUUAAAAAACACUGGGAAAAAUGUGGUUGUUGAUGUUUGCUUGCCUGCUCGUUUAUUUAUUCAUUUGUUUAUUUAUUUUUUGGAAGUGGCUCUAUAAAUUAUUCAUGAACAUGCUUCAAAUUCAUUUACAUCAGAUGGUUUUCACCCUAGGUUUUUAUUUCAAGCUGUUUGUGAUAUCGCUACACCAAAAAAAAGAGACUGAACCAUCUCAAAAAAUGAUCCACUCUGAAGAUCCUGAACUUUUUUUAUGAGAAAACUGCUACAGGAAAUCAUUUGUGUCUUUUAAAUUCCAGCAAGCAGAUAAAUAAGAGCACUGAAGCGGGUUUAUGACAUUAUUUGACAAAAGAUAUUACAGAUUAAAGGCAAACCGAACAGCAGUUGAGCUUUUUACUGCUGCUGAAGGUUUGUAAUAACUCUUUGCCCCUGGUUCUAUUGAAUUCACUGCUGAGCAAAUUCCCCUUUUGUUCACAGCUCCAUCCUGCACAGACAGAGUGCUUGGAGACAUUGAAUCUGAGGCUUUUCUUAUGACUUUUUCAGUAACCUUUUAUUAAUUCAUUUCUUGUAUAAAAAAAUAAGUCUUCUUUUCCUCUCUUUUUUUCUGAUAAAGAAAUAAAGUGGAUAUUGCUGAAUCAAUCUUAACCUUCAAAUUGCUAUCUGGAAGCACUCUACGAUCCUGAAUUUGCAUAUUUUAUCUUUUCUAUUAUAGGAUGAAUGUUGUGGAAUACAAAUGAGUCUGAGUGAAAAAAAGUUUGCAUAUAAACUGCUGAUCAGUUUGAGUCUCAUUAUGAUUUCUCACAAACAUGCUGUUUUCACUUAUCAAUGUUUAAAGUCUUUUUUUCUUUCAGUUUGAAGACAGUCUAUCAGAGGCGCUGUUGAUAUUUAGGUAAAUAAUGACGACGUGUGUCAGUUCAUUUCUGCUUCUGCUUGACUGUGUUUGGCAUCAUGUCAGACCCUCUGUUGAUGAGCUGUCAGGCUGUCAUGUGUCAUGACGCUCACUGACUGAUUAAGACAAAUGGAUUCCUGAGUUGAUGAGCGGGUGAAAUAAUUGUCAAUGACAAAGAUUUUGCUUCGUCUACUGUUCCUGUGUUAAAUGCAUUAACUCUGUGUUCCCUUUCCAGCUCAUCUCCAUUGUUUGAUGUAAAAAGACAAACUGAACUGCACCUGUACAUGUUGUAAUUAUAAAGUAUUGUUCUAUGGCUCUGGUAAAAGCUGUAAAUUGCCAUUCAAAAGACAUUCGCCAAAAUUAAUAAAUUACUAUAUAAUAAC